AUGAAGAGCCACCCUAUGCUCACACCUAUCUUAUACCUCUGCUGCUUAUUCUUCCUUCUUUCUUAUUUAACAAUUGCUACUUCUACACCUCUUUACAAUCCUGUUGAAAAUAUUGUCGUUAACUGUGGCUCCGCUGGCAGCUUGAAGGGGGAUGAUGAUCGUUACUGGAUCGGAGACAAAGGUUCCAAGUUCGCUCCAAUAGAAGAGCCUAAUCACAAAUCUAAAACCUCUGAAGCCCAAAGCCUAGUCUCGGUCGAGACUGUCCCCUACAUGACUGCCCGUUUAUCUUAUUGGCAAUUCACAUACGUGUUUCCGGUCACUCCUGGCCCGAAAUUCGUCCGGUUGUACUUCUACUCUGCGGUUUACUCAGGUUUUGAAAGUUCUAAGGACAUUUUCACUGUCAAAGCAGGUUCGUUCACCUUACUUAGAAACUUCAGUGCUUCCAUUUAUACUGAUUCAUUGGACCGAAAGGAUAUUUACAAAGAGUUCUGCAUCAGUGUUGAUGAGAAUAAAAAAUUGUACUUAACCUUUAUCCCUUUUACAAGUGCUUCUACGAAUUACCAUGCUUUCAUCAAUGGAAUUGAGAUAGUCUCCAUGCCUUUGGACCUGUACUACAAGCCAUUCGUUCCAGUUGUCGGCCAAACUUAUUCGAUCUACAUAGACUACAGCAGGGCUCUCGAAAUGGUUUAUCGAUUAAACGUGGGUGGAGGCGCGAUACAAGCAGAGGAAGACACAGGCAUGUUCAGAAAAUGGUCAGAGGAGAGAGAUUAUUUGUUGUCUGGACGCUUUGGGCCUCACGAUCCAUCUUUGAAGCCAAAAUACACAAAAAUACCAAAUUACACUGCACCUGAUGCUGUCUAUCAGUCUGCAAUAUCAAUGGGUCCAGACAGUAACAAGAACAGGAAGUCUAAUUUGACAUGGGGCUUACCUGUUGAUACAGGAUUCAAUUUUCUGGUGAGGCUCCAUUUCUGCGAAAUAGAGUCAGAGAUACAUGCCAGUGGGACAAGGGAAUUCUGUAUCUAUAUAGACGAUCAGCUGGCUGAAGAAAGAGCAGAUGUACUAUUGUGGACUGACGACAACGAUACGCCUUACUACAAGGACUACGUGGUGAUGAUAAAAAACAAGGGUAAUGACACACAUCUGCUUUCCAUUGAUCUACACUCUAGAUUAGAUGCUCAAUUGAUCGAUGCCAUUUUAAACGGCGUGGAAGUAUUCAAAUUGAGUGACUCAGACAACAAUCUUGCCCGAGCCAAUAUUGCAGCUUCAUUGCUUGAUCAACAACCUGCUGGGGCAGCCAACGAGUCCAAGUCAAAGAAGACAACAAUAUUCAUUGCCAUUGGAAGUGUUUUGGGCUUAUUAGUCGUGCUCACUCUAGUUUGUUGCAUGGUUCUCUGUAAACUGAAGAAGACCAAGCACUAUGGUUCUUGCCAUCCACUAGCAAAGCGGUGGUGGUGGUCUAGGCCAGAUCCCUACAAAAGAGAGUUCUCAAGGAGAGCAAGGAGAUUAUUAGGAAAUGAGGAAUCACAUACACCUUUUCCUAGUGACAACCUGAACCAAGUCCAGGAGCUCCCACUAUUCAAUUUUGAGAUGCUGGUGAGCGCAACAAACGACUUCCAUCUAUCUAACAAGCUUGGUCAAGGUGGAUUUGGUCCCGUAUACAAGGGAAAACUAUCAGAUGGACAAGAAAUUGCAGUGAAAAGACUUUCUAGAACCUCUGCCCAAGGGUUAAAAGAAUUUAUGAAUGAGGUGGUAAUAAUUUCUAAACUCCAACAUCGGAAUCUUGUUAGGCUCCUUGGCUGCUGUGUUGAAGGAGAAGAAAGGAUGUUGUUAUAUGAAUACAUGCCAAACAAAAGUCUUGAUGCAUUUCUCUUCGGCAUGGAAAUUGUGGAAUGCAGACAACGCUAUAGCAUUAAUAAACCCAAUGAUAUAUGAGCCCUGCUUUGAAAUAGAGAUUUUGAGAUGCAUACAAGUUGGGUUGUUGUGUGUGCAAGAAUUUGCUCAAGAUAGGCCAACUGUAUCUAUUGUUGUUUCCAUGCUUAAAAGUGAGAUUGGUAAUCUGCCUCCUCCGACGAAACCAGCAUUCAUUGAAAAGUUGAUUGCAUUAGAUACAAAUCCCUCUAAAUGCUUCCAAACAAAAUGCUCUGUUAACAAUGUUACUGUUACAAUGGUUCAAGGUCGAUAGUUGGCAUGUAUUAUUCACAUAAUCAUGUUGUAGUUAUUUAUUCAUUUUGAACACUUUUUUAAGAAUCUUAAACUUUUGUUUGUAUU
Messenger RNA from Quercus robur (English oak), 2268 nucleotides. RefSeq names its product receptor-like protein kinase FERONIA. Gene Ontology annotation, molecular function: ATP binding; protein tyrosine kinase activity. Gene Ontology annotation, biological process: protein phosphorylation. Bases 1 to 1932 code for a protein of 643 amino acids. NCBI's taxonomy places the organism in Eukaryota, Viridiplantae, Streptophyta, Magnoliopsida, Fagales, Fagaceae. The transcript is spliced from 3 exons. The record is from RefSeq and is a predicted model, not a curated record.